Messenger RNA from Cuculus canorus (common cuckoo), 1411 nucleotides. It is a transcript of the gene PRL, whose product is annotated as prolactin. The record is from RefSeq and is a predicted model, not a curated record. NCBI's taxonomy places the organism in Eukaryota, Metazoa, Chordata, Aves, Cuculiformes, Cuculidae. Gene Ontology annotation, molecular function: hormone activity. The transcript is spliced from 4 exons. Gene Ontology annotation, biological process: positive regulation of cell population proliferation; response to nutrient levels; positive regulation of receptor signaling pathway via JAK-STAT. Bases 22 to 651 code for a protein of 209 amino acids. Gene Ontology annotation, cellular component: extracellular region.
GUAGUCCUUCUGGUGUCCAUCAUGCUCCUGACAAAGGAAGGAGUGACAUCCUUGCCAAUUUGCUCCACUGGAUCUGUUAAUUGCCAAGUUUCCCUUGGGGAACUUUUUGACCGGGCAGUUAAACUUUCACACUACAUUCACUUCCUCUCUUCGGAAAUGUUCAAUGAAUUUGAUGAACAUUAUGGUCAGGGCCGGCAUUUUAUUGCAAGAGCUGUUAAUAGCUGCCACACUUCCUCCUUAACCACUCCUGAAGAUAAGGAGCAAGCUCAGCAGAUUCAUCACGAAGCCCUCCUGAAUUUAGUACUGGGAAUGCUACGCUCCUGGAAUGAACCCCUGAUCCAUUUGGCUUCUGAAGUACAAAGAAUCAAAGAAGCUCCAGACACCAUCCUCCGGAAGGCUGUAGAGAUUGAAGAACAAAACAAGCGGCUCCUGGAAGGAAUGGAGAAAAUAGUUGGGCGGGUUCAUUCUGGUGAAGUAGGAAAUGAAAUAUACUCUCAGUGGGAAGGCCUUCCAUCCCUGCAACUUGCUGAUGAGGACUCCAGACUCUCUGCCUUUUACAACCUGCUGCAUUGCUUCCACAGAGAUUCCCACAAAAUUGACAACUAUCUCAAGCUCUUAAAGUGUCGCCUAAUCCAUGGUAGCAAUUGCUAGGUACUCAUGGGCCUAAACACUUACUGAAAUCAUUCAUCAUGGUGUUCUUGUUGCUUUGCCAUGUUUCAUUGUAAACUUUAUGAAAAGUCACGCUUUUCAGCACAGCAUCAGCAUUGUCAGUAGUUUUCAGGCUUGUUUGUGUGAGUUCUGGCUGCAACUAUUAGCACUGUUUAUCUUCAUGUUUUAAAAUGUUAUGAAUUACUUGUACUACAAGACUAUACUUUUCUGCCUAACCUCCUUACCCACUAGCAUAUCAGUCAUAACCAGAUGAUGCAGAUACAAAUAAAAAUUCUAUUAAAUCCAAAAGUGGUAUUCAAUAAUAUCAGUGAAUAAAAAAUAGCUGGCACAGUUUUUGGAUCUCUGUCUCUGGUUACUGAUACAUGACAAGCUUAUAUCCAUUGCCCUCUACCACCCCUCCAAAAAAAAUAGGAGGAAAAAAAGGAGGGACAUCAAAAAGCAGGUUAUUUAUGUAUUACACUAAACUACCCUAAGCUAAAAGUACAGUCUGAAAUAUAAUCUACUCGGAUCGAUGCUUUUACUCUGUGCAAAAACUGUCUUGGUAAAGAAAGGUAAGACAUUCAUCCUGGCUAACAUAGCCAUUGAUUCCCCAUCUGGAAUUUUAAGGACAGAGAUCCUGGUAUAUCUAUGUCUAUGACUGUUUUGAGAAGAGACAUUUCCAACGGAAAGUUCAUCACAUUUGACAAAUGAGGGCAAAGGAGCAAAUCGAGGGCAAAGGAACCAAGAGGUUUCAGUAGGCCCC